GUGAGAGAGAUUGCCUUUAUCGUUCUUACCAAUCAUCAAAAGUCAAUCAUUACAAAUAUGGCGGCAUCAAGAUCAGCAGCUCGCUCAGCCUUGAGUGGAGCAGUUGAUGCAAUCUCAGCAAGACAAAUGAUGAGCAACAGAAAUCAACGUAUGCUCAAUGUUGGAAGAAAUAUGACAACUACCAGCCUUCGUUAUAGCUACGCAAGCCCAAGACCUUCAUAUCAUCAACGUAUUAGAGGCUUUCAUGCAUCUUCACGUAGAAUGGAAGGUCCAACAAAAUCACCUUUUCAAGCAUUCGUUGAUACAUUAAGAGAAGAAUUGAAAAAAUCACAAGAGAUGCAAGAAAAUAUGAAACAAUUACAAGGAGAAGCAGGAAAAGUACAAGAUAGCGAAACGAUGAAAAGAGUUCGUGAAGCAUACGAACGUGCAAGAAUAGUGGCAAGUAUCAAGGAAAAUCCUAGACUGCAAAAAGCCGCUGAACAAUUACGUAAAAGUGGUGGCCAAGUUGGAGAUGCGGUCGGCGCCACUUUAAAACAAAUGGAAGAAAGUGAGCUAAUCAAAGGAUUAGGCGCAAUUUCCUCAAGAUUAGCACGUCAAUUAGAAGAUACAACUGCACCAAUCAGAAAUACAGAAGCUUAUCGUGCUUUCGCUCAGACGUUAACAGAUGCAUUCGAUGAUGGAGGCUCUGCAUUGCGUAUCAUUACAGAUUCAGAAGCAGAUGCACGAACACAACGUAAGAUCAAACGAGAGAUCAGAUUACGCAAGAUCGGUAAGCCUGCUCCGAGUGAAGAUGUGGAAGAUGUCAUGUUGGAAGCUACAAAAGUGAAAGACAAGAUGCGUGAGAUGGAAGACUCGAUGGACCCACAAGCAGCAGCACAAAAGGCGAAAGAAGCAGAGAAGGAAGGUGCAGAAGGAGAACAAGCAGAAGAGGCUCAAUCUGCUCCUGGACCUACAGAAGCUCCUGCAGGUGAAACAUCACCCGAAGCCUCAGGCUCAAAACAGCCUCCACCAAAACCAAAAGGAUUCGCAGCCCGUGUUCGAUCACAAGCGGCGGCCAAUCCUAAUGCCGGACAAGCACUUGUACUACGACCUGAGCCCAAAUACAAGCAAGCAUGGUCAUCUUUCAAAGAAAGCAAUCCAGUAAUGCGAAGAUUGUCAGAAUUACGUGAAUCUUAUGAUGAAUCAGAAAAUCCGUUCGUUGAACGAUUGAGAGGAAUUACCGAAACGAUCGGUGGAUGGUUCGAAGAGAAUGAAACGGCAAAAGUCGUUCGUGCGUUCCAAACGCUAGAUCAUACAUUUACCUUGGAUGGUUUCCAAAAGGAGUUGAGGGAAUACAUCGUUCCUGAAAUCAUUGAUUCUUAUCAUGGAGCAGCACGUCAUCUACUGCGUCAAUGGUGCGGAGAAGCAACAUUCAACGUUUUGAUGGCAACUAUCGAUCCUUACGUUCAACGUGGAGCUGUUCUGAACGGAAGAUUGUUGGAUUUAAAACAAGUUGAAAUCUUGCAAGCAAGAAUGUUGGAAAACGAUGUUCCAGUCGUAGUCGUUAGCUUUAGCAGUCAAGAAUUAAUGUAUUUCAAAGAUGCAAAAACAGGAGAAAUUCUUGCCGGACGUGAAGACCAAGCAGAUCUAUGUAGAUAUGCAAUGGUUCUUACCCGCUUGGAAGAAGAGAUGGACAACGAAAUCACAGGUGGAUGGAAAGUUGUCGAAUUGGCAAGACGUGGACAAGCAGCAUUCCUGUAAAAGUAGCCCGCAUGGUAGGAGGGAGGGAAGGAGGACGAUUUUCGGAUCAUGCAUCAUACAUCAUUUCACCACUUUUGUAUGCCAAUACCAAAAAGGCAUCUAAUGCAUCUUUUUUUU
This is a messenger RNA of Meira miltonrushii, 1857 nucleotides long. Its product is annotated as Tim44-domain-containing protein. Gene Ontology annotation, biological process: protein import into mitochondrial matrix. The record is from RefSeq and is a predicted model, not a curated record. Gene Ontology annotation, cellular component: mitochondrial inner membrane. The transcript has a single exon. Bases 58 to 1740 code for a protein of 560 amino acids. NCBI's taxonomy places the organism in Eukaryota, Fungi, Basidiomycota, Exobasidiomycetes, Exobasidiales, Brachybasidiaceae. Gene Ontology annotation, molecular function: protein-folding chaperone binding.